AGUUUUUUGGUAUAUAUAUGCCGAAUUUUGCGAAUUGCCGGCACAGUGCUCCUCGAAGACAACGCAUCGAGAUGAAGAUUGUUUUGGUAGCCUUGCUGGCAGUAGUCGCCUCAGCGGUCGAGACUGACCACCAACAAUGGCAAAGCUUUAAGACCCAACACACAAAGGUCUACAGGAACGUGGCGGAGGAGACUCUGCGUUUCAGCAUUUUCCAAGACAACCUUAGGAAAAUCGAGGAGCACAAUGCCAAAUACGAAAACGGCGAAGAGACCUACACCUUGGGCGUGAACCAAUUCGCCGACAUGACCGCGGAAGAAUUCAAAAGCUUCCUGACACUCCAGAAGCCGAACCGCACCAAGACCGGUGACAGACAGGUCUACAGGAAACCUCUGGACGCCGCCGUGCCCGCAUCCUUCGACUGGAGGGAUGAAGGCGCCGUAAGCGCAGUCAAGGACCAAGGUUCCUGCGGUGGUUGCUGGGCAUUCUCGGUAGUCGCCUCCCUAGAAGGCUUCUACUACUUGAAAAACAAAAAGUUGGAGUUAUUCAGCGAGCAAAACUUGAUCGAUUGCGCCACUACCCAAUACGACAUGGAGGGCUGCAACGGAGGUGAUUUGGACCCGGCGUUCCAGUACAUAAUCGACCACGGUAUCGCGAAGGAAUCUGAUUACCCCUACGAAGGCAGGGAUGCAAGAUGUCGUUCCAGUUCCAACCAAGUGACCAAGAUCAAGGGCUUCGUAGAUGUUAGGGAAUUCGACGAGGACGCGCUAUUGUCGGCUGUAGCUCUGGAAGGCCCCGUGUCGGUCGCCAUCGACGCCAAUCCCAUCCAAUUGUACAAAAGCGGUAUUUUCACCGGAAAAGGCUGCUCCUCCAGUGAAUGGGACUUGAACCAUGCCGUCUUGGCCGUAGGCUAUGGUACCGAAAACGGACAAGACUACUGGAUCCUCAAGAAUUCCUGGGGAACCAUUUUCGGCGAGAAAGGCUACUUUAGGAUGUUGAGGGGCAAGAACGUCUGCGGUCUGGCUGACGAGCCUAGCUAUCCCGUAUUGUAAAUAGUCGAUUGCAGUUAUUUAUAUUAAAUUAUCGCCGGUUGAAACUUCAUUUAUGUAAUUUUUUACCAAAAUAAUAAACAGAACAGCGCUUUAAUUUUA
Molecule: messenger RNA, 1148 nt
Organism: Cylas formicarius (sweet potato weevil)
Lineage: Eukaryota; Metazoa; Arthropoda; Insecta; Coleoptera; Brentidae
Product: procathepsin L-like
Exons: 2
Coding region: 18-1049 (343 amino acids)
Biological process (GO): regulation of DNA-templated transcription
Cellular component (GO): lysosome
Molecular function (GO): cysteine-type endopeptidase activity
Source: RefSeq, a predicted model, not a curated record